CCUUUCCUCUGGUCUGAUAUCUUCGCAGCCGACGCAGCACCAAAGAUCUUCCUCAAAGCCCUAAGCACUCGAGCUCUCGACUCGACAAAUUUUGCAGCUAUGUCGAAAAGGAAGGUUAGAGAGCCGAAGGAAGAAAACGUCACUCUUGGUCCUGCCGUUAGAGAGGGAGAGUAUGUCUUUGGCGUGGCUCACAUCUUUGCCUCCUUUAAUGACACAUUCAUUCAUGUGACUGAUUUAUCUGGUAGAGAGACCCUCGUCCGUAUUACUGGAGGUAUGAAGGUUAAAGCUGAUAGAGAUGAGUCUUCUCCAUAUGCUGCGAUGCUUGCUGCCCAGGACGUUGCCCAAAGAUGCAAGGAGCUUGGCGUCACGGCCCUUCAUAUUAAGCUCCGUGCAACUGGCGGGAACAAGACAAAAACUCCUGGUCCUGGCGCCCAGUCUGCUCUUCGAGCCUUGGCUCGUUCUGGAAUGAAAAUUGGUCGCAUAGAGGAUGUGACGCCAAUCCCAACUGAUAGCACUCGAAGAAAGGGCGGUAGAAGAGGAAGAAGGCUGUAGGCCAGUGUCUUUCAUCUCUCUUAUCAGAUCAGUGUUUCAGUAUCUCAUAUUAGCUUCGAUUCUGGGGUCGGAACAGUUUUGCUCUUAGAAACUAUUUUUGUACUUCUGAAAAACGGCUAAGCUGGAAUACUUGAUUAUUGGAUUCUCUGGAGAUUUAUGGCGUGGAUCGUGAUAGUUGCAUUUGAGAUUCUUAA
Molecule: messenger RNA, 746 nt
Organism: Rhodamnia argentea
Lineage: Eukaryota; Viridiplantae; Streptophyta; Magnoliopsida; Myrtales; Myrtaceae
Product: 40S ribosomal protein S14-3
Exons: 6
Coding region: 100-552 (150 amino acids)
Biological process (GO): maturation of SSU-rRNA from tricistronic rRNA transcript (SSU-rRNA, 5.8S rRNA, LSU-rRNA); ribosomal small subunit assembly; translation
Cellular component (GO): ribosome; cytosolic small ribosomal subunit
Molecular function (GO): mRNA 5'-UTR binding; small ribosomal subunit rRNA binding; structural constituent of ribosome
Source: RefSeq, a predicted model, not a curated record